AUGCCCCAAUUGCGCGACAUUGCGGUGCCAAUUUACGCCUACGAGAACCCUGCAUUCAAAAAGGAUGAAGAGAUUGUCGGUUAUGUGAGCAAGAAGCAUACGUCCUCUUCGUAUGGGCCAGCGGCGAAUGACAAGACGAAGGAAACUCAAAGGCCUUCAGACGCCAGUUCCGCAUACAGCUGGAGAGACGCGGAGAACGCUGACGGGAAGACUUCCCCACCAGAGGAAGAUGGGGAACAUAGAGAUCAGUGGGGGAACCCCAUCGAGUUCCUGCUGUCGUGCAUCUCCAUGUCGGUGGGGCUGGGGAAUUUCUGGCGGUUCCCCACUACGGCUUACCAGAACGGGGGAGGAGCCUUCCUCAUCCCCUACCUUGUCGUGCUCUUCUUCAUUGGAAGACCCCUCUACUUCUUGGAGCUGAGCCUUGGCCAGUUUACGUCACAGAGUAUGGUGAAAUACUGGAAUGUUUUACCCGCUUUAAAAGGGGUGGGCUACGCACAAGCCAUCGCGUCAUCGUCAGUCGUCUGCUACUACAGUUCCAUCAUCGCCAUCUCGAUCUUCUAUUUAGUGAUGUCCUUCCAGUCGCAAUUACCGUGGGCUGUUUGUGAUGAGUCCUGGGCCAACAACGACACUUGCAUUGAAGUCAACGCGGGCGACGCCGCAGCAAACCUCUCGGGGAUUGCAGUCGGGGGCGGGGGUAACUCGUCUAAAGAGAUUUCUGCUCUUCAAUAUUUCAGGGACUACCUCUUGCAGCAGCCAGCGAACCUAGACAACGGUCCCGGAGUACCGGACUGGAGACUCGCCAUCUGCCUUAUCGCAGCCUGGCUUAUCAUCGGAGGUUGCUUGUACCGGGGGGUCAAAUCUUCGGGAAAAACAAUCAACCAGUUCAUCACUCCGCGGUGGGAGAAAAUCAUUGAAGCCAAGGUCUGGUACAACGCAGUCACUCAGUCGUUCUUCAGUCUGUCUGUUGGCUUUGGUCCCGUCAUCAUGUACUCCAGUCACAACGACUUCAGACACAAUAUCUACAGAGACUCGCUGAUCAUCAGCCUCAUGGACACAAUCACCUCGCUGCUGGCAGGCUUCACCAUCUUCAGUAUUCUAGGAUAUCUUCAGUACGUCACCAACACUAAGAAUUUCGACGACAUCGUCACCGGUGGCACGUCGCUUGUUUUCGUCGCCUAUCCUACCGCCAUAGCAUCAUUUGAGACCGUUCCGCAGCUUUUUGCAGUGAUCUUCUUCCUGGUGCUGCUCACUCUGGGCAUCGGUUCAGCCAUGGGGCUUGCCAGCGCGGGCAUCAGUGUCGUCCAAGAUAAACUCGUGCCAAUUUUUAAAAAUAAAAUAAAACCAGAAUGGAUCACCGUCGCCAUGUGCAUCAUAUUCUUCUUCAUCGCACUAGUUUUCAUUACACCGGGUGGACAGUGGGUGUUGGAUCUCGUUGACUUCUUCGGUGGUGGAUUCAUCAUCUACAUUCUGGCUACCAUUGAAUGCGCAUGCCUCAUGUGGAUUUACACGUACGCCAGAUAUCGCAGAGACGUACAAUUCAUGAUCAACAUCAAGCUGGGCUUCUAUUGGCGGUUCUGUCUUCAGUUUUUCGUGCCCGUGGCACUCAUCGCUCUUUUCAUAUAUUUUCUGCUGGACUUUAAAGUGGUUACUUACAAUGGCGGACUGGCUUUUCCGCUCAUUGGUCGCGUGUUCGGCUGGAUUCUCUUCGGAGUAUCGAUGGCUAUGCUGCCAGUCGCGUUUUUCUUCACUUGUAAAAAUAUGGAAGGCGAAACUAUUAUUAAGAAAAUAGUAGCGUGCUUCAAACCGAACGAGAAGCAUGGCCCAAAGAACCCUAAAGUAAGAAAAGCUUGGGAAAGAUUCAAAGAAUAUGACAUCAACAAGCAAAUGAAGAAAUUUGCUGAAAUACCACUUGAAGCCACUCAGGACGAAAGAAAGUGGAAAGACUACCAGGAAAUUCAGAAAAUAAUGAAAGAAAAAUUGCAUUACUGGGAUACAUUCCAAGAAGAAAAGAAAGUUUCGUUCGUGAAGAGAAGCAUAGGACGAUGUUGCGGUGAUAAAAAUACAAAUGUUGAUACGAAAAUACUCAUUUGUGCGGAUUUGGUGCCCAUUGUGCUUCAAAAUUGAAAUAAUGAUAAUAAUAAGCUUUAAUUGAGUCUACUAACAAAUAUUUGAACAUUGAUCACCAGUUACAUAAUACGUUUUAGUUUGAUUAACGUAUUGUCGAUUUGCAAUAUACCUUUUAAUUAAUUUAUUUCGUGAUUAAGUUUACUCUAAGAAAAAGCAUACGAUUUACUACCUAAAAUUUUCAAAGAAUUUUUUACUUCAAUUUGAAACACAAAAUCAUUAUUCUGACCAUUCAAGCUGCAAAAUCAAUGUAGAUUUCAAAGCAACAAUUUUUAAAAUAAUUAAAAAUACAAGACUAUUAUUCAUAUGUAUACUGAAAUAUACAUAUUUAUACAAAUAUUACUUACAAUAAUGACCGCAUAAUACCCUGCAGACGCUAACUGUACGGAACCUAUUUCUAUGGAAUAUUUUUGGUACAUAUAAUUUUCUUUCUAACAUUUCCAUAUUAUCAUUUUCUGUUUCAUUAAUAAUGAUUCAUCUUUAAUUAUUAAUUAGCCAUGCAAACUCAACUUUCUCAUUUCAUGAAAGGAAUUCAUGUAUCAGUAAUUCAUUUACUAAUUAUGCAUUGUAUUUCAUUCAUUUCUGAGAUACCAAAGAAUAGGGUAACAUGUGGCAGCGAGCCCACUGCGGGUCAUUGGCCCAUGCGGGUUUCUCGCUAAGUA
Messenger RNA from Hyalella azteca, 2786 nucleotides. Its product is annotated as sodium-dependent nutrient amino acid transporter 1. NCBI's taxonomy places the organism in Eukaryota, Metazoa, Arthropoda, Malacostraca, Amphipoda, Hyalellidae. Bases 1 to 2124 code for a protein of 707 amino acids. Gene Ontology annotation, molecular function: L-amino acid transmembrane transporter activity. Gene Ontology annotation, biological process: sodium ion transmembrane transport. The transcript has 16 exons. Gene Ontology annotation, cellular component: membrane. The record is from RefSeq and is a predicted model, not a curated record.